Messenger RNA from Salvelinus fontinalis (brook trout), 6153 nucleotides. RefSeq names its product protein inhibitor of activated STAT, 2 (gene pias2). The transcript is spliced from 13 exons. Lineage: Eukaryota; Metazoa; Chordata; Actinopteri; Salmoniformes; Salmonidae. Gene Ontology annotation, molecular function: SUMO ligase activity; transcription coregulator activity; zinc ion binding. Gene Ontology annotation, biological process: regulation of transcription by RNA polymerase II; protein sumoylation. Bases 1720 to 3258 code for a protein of 512 amino acids. The record is from RefSeq and is a predicted model, not a curated record.
GCUGCACAAGGGUUGAUUUCGCUAUUUUAUAAAUGUGUAGUGUCCGUUUAAGGUUUACAGGCGCUGGAUUUUGCUUUAUGUAGACGGGAAAAACAUGUAUAAACUGUGAGAUAAGGCAUGUCUGUUGUACCUAGAUAACAUGCCGCUUCCUAACAACAAUUAGCCAUCGGGUUAGUAAAGCCAUAUCACUAAAUAGUUUAGUAACUAGCUAAUAUAGCUAAACAUCGUUAUACUGCAUAUAACAGGCAACGUGUUAUCUGUUAGCUAUAUUGACAUUCAAAAUGUGUGAACUAGCAUAGCUAGCUAGCUAACGUUACUAUUAUUUCCAGUGUAUGCUAGUUACGUUAGCAAGAUAUGGACAGCUGUUGGCUAACUACACAUUGGUAUAAAAUAAGGCCGGGUACUUUCAGAGGAUUUGAGCUUGUAGACAAGGUUUUUCAGGCUGCCAUUAUUUACUUUGCAAACAUUACUGUAAUAGAAUAAUCAAAUAAGGUAUUUUAGUUAGCUACAUGAAAGCUAACAUGUAUAGCUAGCUAGCCAACGUUAACUAGCUACCAAUCGAUUCAGAGGUGUAUUUAUUUACCGAUUCUGUUGAAAAACGUUUUGCUUACAAACAAACAAACAAAAAAAACAGUUUACUCAGAGCUCUUCAACGUUACCUAAAAGCUUUUGGGUUUAUAAAUGGAAGUUGUAAAAUAUUUUAAUUGUAUGGUUUCCAUGCGUUGCCAUUCCAAUCUGAGUAGUCUGCAAAGUAUGUGGCACAAACUGAAGGUCUAUAAAUGAUCGCUUCUUCCAUGCUCUUAAAGUGGCGUGAAGUCCCGAUUUUCUUCCAGAAAUGUAUAUUUGUUAUUAAACUCGUCCCGCGUAAAUUCGAAAUAUGAAUAACGGCCCUUACGGCGUGAGUCGUUUUUACACGCGGUACCAGAAUUCAAUGCUGCUGUUCCUGAAUUUGAUUGUUGCAUUUCGCCGCUAUUCUCUACACCCCUCAAUGUAUAAAUACCGCAUAGUCUGCAUCAUAUGCGGCUUUAUACAGCUUUCUUCCUAUAGUAGUAGUAGCAGUGAGUAUCUAUAGUAUUAUUGUAUAAUUAUUAUUGUCAUCUAUAUGACUUGUAUUAUUAUCUGAAAGAGGCUUUGGUAUUAGCCUGUCUGAGGGGCUGUCCGUGUGAGAGGGCGGUAAACCUGAGGCCUUAAUCCGGUGUAUUUGAUACGAUAGUGGUAUAAAAAAGUGAGAGCGGAGUAUGAGCAUGUUGUAACAUAUCCCGGCUAAGGCUGACAUCCUAAAUACUUGUACUUCAUUUUUAAAUUAAUUUAAUUUAUCACCACUGGACAAGUAGCCUACAGAUGCCUGCCUCGUCACCAAGUGAGGAAGAUUUCUCAUCCAACGCGAGCAUGGUAUCCCGUUUCGGAGUGUCUGAGCUACACGUGUUACUGGGCUUCACCGGGCGAAAAACACGAGCGGUCGCAAGCACCCCCUAAAGAACGCCUUCUGCAGUCCAGCCCACAAUCAAGGAACAUAAUCAACGGUUCCCACCCCAGGGCGGUAGACGAUAGUCUCCCUGACUCGGCGUUCCAUCAAGUCAACAUUCUUCUAGGCAGAGGAAGGUGUUGGUGUUACCGUGGUGAGUUGGCGUUACCGUGGUGAGUUCUGACCUCGGUGACCUGUCUCCCUGGUCUCUGAUUCGCUGGUGCUCAACGAGGAGACCAAAUAAGGAGUUGAGGAUGAACCUCCAGCAGCCCGCCCCUCUCAUCCCCCCUGUCCACCCAGACAUCCAGAUGAAGUCCCUGCCGUUCUACGACGUGUUGGACAUUCUCGUCAAACCCUCCAGCCUGGGUCAGUGUCUCUCUGGAGCCAGUGCUGUUCAGAGGUACAACCAAGAUAAGUACUUCAUCUUCGCCUUAACGCCUCAACAAGUCAGGGAGGUGUGCAUCUCCAGGGACUUUUUACCAGGUGGCAGAAGAGACUAUAUGGUUCAGAUACAGCUGAGGUUCUGUCUUUCAGAAACCAGUUGUCCCCAAGAAGACAACUACCCUAAUAGUCUCUGCAUUAAAGUCAAUGGGAAGCUGUUCCCUCUUCCGGGUUACGCCCCUCCCCCUAAAAAUGGAGUGGAACAGAAGAGACCGGGAAGACCUCUAAACAUCACCUCAUUGGUCCGAUUGUCCUCUGCAGUACCCAAUCAGAUCUCUAUAACGUGGGCACCUGAAAUCGGAAAGACGUACUCCGUGUUGGUGUAUCUGGUGAGGCAGCUCACCUCUCCUCUACUGCUGCAGAGGCUCAGGAUGAAGGGCAUCAGAAACCCAGACCACUCUAGAGCGCUGAUAAAGGAGAAGCUGACAGCAGACCCUGAUAGUGAGAUUGCUACAACCAGUCUAAGAGUGUCUCUCAUGUGCCCCCUGGGUAAGAUGCGCCUGACAGUGCCGUGUCGAGCUCUCACCUGUUCCCACCUGCAGUGUUUCGACGCGGCCCUCUACCUGCAGAUGAAUGAGAAGAAACCCACCUGGGUCUGUCCUGUCUGUGACAAAAAGGCCCCCUACGAGAGCCUGAUCAUCGACGGGUUGUUCAUGGAGAUUCUAAACGACUGUUCCGACGUGGAUGAGAUCAAGUUCCAGGAAGACGGGACCUGGUGUCCCAUGAGACCAAAGAAAGAGGCCCUCAGUGUGUCCUCAACCUGUAUCCCCAAAAUAGAACCACGUCAGUGUGCGGUGGUCCCUCCCCACAGAGAGCCCAGCUCGACCAAUAAGAAGGCAGACGUGAUCGACCUGACCCUAGAGAGCUCGUCAGAGGACGACGACGACGACGACGAGGAUGAGGUGGAGCCUGACCCGCCACUCAAGAAGAGAUGCCUGUUCAUGUCCAAGACGGAGGAGAUGCACGCCAAGGGAGUGCUGUCCUAUCAGCCGUCGGCGGUGUGCCUGCCAAACGUACACGCCCUGGACACAUCAUCCUACCUGACGAACUCGCUAGCUGACUAUACAGUCCCCUUCCACCACUCCACCAUGUCCACCGUCCCUACGGACAUGCAGAGUCUGGAUCUGUUCUCGCUGAUCCAAGGUGACCCGCAGCAUUACAGAGCCCCAAUGUUCCUGGACGACCUGACCAGCAGCCUGCAGGGUGCCACCACCAGCGCCGGCCUGGUGUCCUCUUCUAGCCAAUACGAGCCCAGCGCCCACCUCUUCUCCGCCGCCUCUUACCAAACCGGGGUUAUUACCGGGGGAGGGGUAGGGUCCAACAGCAUCUCGGACAUCAUCUCAUUGGACUGAUUUUUGUCUUGUCACUCAAAGGAGCCGUCUAUCAUAAGCCUUCAAUUGACUGUAUCCCGAAAUGGCAUCUUCGCCCCCUAUAUAGUGCACUACUUUUGGGCCGUCCAGCAGAAAGUAGUGCACUAUAUAUGUGCAUCAGAAAUGGCACUAUGUCCAUAGGCCUUCACCACUGAGACAGACUGUGUGUCAGUAAAGAUGCAUUCCCUUCUUUCACCAGACCCCUGCUUUGUAGGUCAGAGUUGAUAAAAUAAUAAGAUAGUCAGGAGGCCCCCUCGCCCGGCAGACUCCACGUUGACUGAGGUGGGCCCCCCCUCGCCCGGCAGACUCCACGUUGACUGAGGUGGGCCCCCCCUCGCCCGGCAGACUCCACGUUGACUGAGGUGGGCCCCCCCUCGCCCGGCAGACUCCACGUUGACUGAGGUGGGCCCCCCCUCGCCCGGCAGACUCCACGUUGACUGAGGUGGGCCCCCCCUCGCCCGGCAGACUCCACGUUGACCGAGGUGGGCCCCCCCUCGCCCGGCAGACUCCACGUUGACCGAGGUGGGCCCCCCCUCGCCCGGCAGACUCCACGUUGACCGAGGUGGGCCCCCCCCUCGCCCGGCAGACUCCACGUUGACCGAGGUGGGCCCCCCCUCGCCCGGCAGACUCCACGUUGACCGAGGUGGGCCCCCCCUCGCCCGGCAGACUCCACGUUGACCGAGGUGGGCCCCCCCUCGCCCGGCAGACUCCACGUUGACCGAGGUGGGCCCCCCCUCGCCCGGCAGACUCCACGUUGACCGAGGUGGGCCCCCCCUCGCCCGGCAGACUCCACGUUGACCGAGGCGGGCCCCCCCUCGCCCGACAGACUCCACGUUGACCGAGGCGGGCCCCCCCUCGCCCGACAGACUCCACGUUGACCGAGGCGGGCCCCCCCUCGCCCGACAGACUCCACGUUGACUGAGGUAAUGUGGAACAGAAGAUUGCCUUUUCUAUUGGAUGAACUGACAUGGAAGCGUUCAGCAGGAAAUGGGACUCUGGUUGACAGUGUGGAUGGUUUGAAAACGGUUGUGUGUCAGUACCUAGGAGGAGUUAUCCCAAGGCAGCUCAUUGUUGUAUUACUAAUUAGGGGUUCAAGGAGCAACACUUUGUAUAACUCCAUUGUACGGUACGAGUGUUCAUACCCAUUGAUAUAUUACAUAUUUUGUUACAUCCUAAAUUCAGAAUGGAUUCCAUAGAUAUUUCCCCCCCCCCCCCGCCCAUCUACACACAAAUACCCCAUAAUGUCAGUGACAACAUAUUUUUAAACAUAUGUGCAAAUUUAUUGAAAAUUACAUCAUUUUCCUAAGUAUUUUUUUUUUUUUACCCCUGAGUCAAUACAUGUUAGAACCACAUCAGUCUUUCUGGGUGAGUCUCUAAGAGCUUUUCACACCUGGACUGUACAGUAUUUGUUCUUAAAAAUAAAAAUAAAAAAUCAAGCUCUGUCAAGUUGGUUGUUGAUCAUUGCUUGACAGACGUUUUCAAGUCUUGUCAUAGAUUUUCAACCAGAUUUAUGUCAAAACUGUAACUGGGACACUCAGGGAACAUUCAAUGUCUUCAUAAAUAACUCCAGUGUAUAUUUGGCCUUGUGUUUUAGGUUAUUGUCCUGCUAAACAGUGAAAUUAGUCUCUGUGUCUGUUGGGGGGAAAAAACAGACUGAACCAUGGUUUCCCUCUAGGAUUUUGCCUGUGCUUAGCUCCUAUUCUGUUUGUUUUUAUCAUCCUCGUCCUUGCAGUUGACAAGCAUACCCAUAACAGGAUGCAGCUCACACCGUGCUUGAACAUAUGAAGAGUGGUACAGAGUAAUGUGAGGUGUUAGAUUCACCUCAAACAUAACACUUUGUAUUCAGGACACAAACGUAUUUCUUUCCCACCAUUUUUUUUUUUUUUUUUCAGUAUUACUUUAGUGUCUUUCGUUGCAAACAGGAAGCAUGUGUUUUGGGAAUAUUUUUUAUUCUGUACAGGACUUCCUCCUUUUCACUCUGUCAUUUAGGUUAAUAUUGUGGAGUAACUACGAUGUCGUUGAUCCAUCCUCCUACCACAGUCAUUAAAUUCUGUAACUGUUUUAAAGUCACCGUUGGCAUCAUGUUUCCUUCCUCCGGCAAAGGAGUUGGGUAUCUUUGUAGUGACUGGGUGUAUUGAUACACCAACCAAAGUGUAAUUACACUGAACAAAAAUAUGAAACGUAACCUGUGAAGUGUUGGUCCCGUGUUUCAUGAGUUGAAAUAAGAGCCCUGAAAUGUGCCAAAUGCUUGUACAAAUUUCUUUACAUCCUUGUUACUGAACAUUUCUCCUUUGCCAAGAUAUGCCACACCUGACAGGUGGAUGGAUUAUCUAGAAGCUGGUUAAACGGCAUGAUCAUUCAUUACACAGGUGCACCUUGUAUCGGGGACAAUAAAAGGCCACACAACACAAUGUCACAGAUGUCUCAAGUUUGAGGGAGCACGCAAUUGGCAUGCUGACUGAAGGAAUAUCCACCAGAGCUGUGGCCAGAGAAUCGAAUGCUCAUGUCUCUACCAUAAGCCACCUCCAACAUCAUUUUAGAGAAUUUGGCAGUACGUCCAACCGGCCUGAACUGCAGACCACGUGAUUUAAAAAAAAUCAAAUCAAAUUUUAUUGAAUCUUUAUUUAACAUGUAACCACUCCGGCCCAGGACCUCCACAUCUGGCUUCUUCACCUGUCGGAUUGUCUGAGACCAGCCACCCGGACAGCUGAUUUUCUGAUCCGCUCCCCUACUUAUUUUUAAGGUAUCUGUGACCCAACAGAUGCAUAUCUGUAUUCCCAGUCAUGUGAAAUCUAUAGAUUUAGCGCCUAAUUAAUUUAUCUCAAUUGACUGUUUUCCUUAAAUGAACUGUAACUCAGUAAAAUAUUUGAAAUUGUU